AUAUAAUAGAUUGAGGAUUAAGAACGAUUGACGUGAAAUGAUUAUUUUAUGAGAAUUAAGCCAACAUUAAAAAGAAACACAUUUUUUUGCAGGUUGCGGGAGUUGUAGAGUUGAUCCUCAUAAUAACAACAAAAGAGUAUCUGGUUCAUGGCGAUGAAUCAAGAUACAACUAUGUUUGCAUUGUGUACUUGGUUGGAGCAGCUAUUGUGCAAAUAUUCAACAUUAAUCUCCUGGUUGGUCUCUACAUGAGGAGACCGAGUCAAAUGCGCCCCUGGAUAAUGACAAAGUUCAUCUUCGUCGCCUUGAUUCUGAUCUGGUACUGCAUGACCAAGGUGGCUGCACUCUUCGACCAUGAAUGGAUUGAAACACCUAAUUUGAUUGGCGAUAUUAUUGGGAUUUUCUUCCAAAUGGUCGUCUACAGUCACUACCGAGAAGUUAUCGACCAAGAAAAAAGAGGAAGGAAUGUCAACAGUUCAUCAGAGCUUGCUUGAGAGGGAUUCGCAUCUCUCACAACCAAUCAAAUUUAUUUAUUCUCAUGAUGUUUGUUGAGAACAUAAAUUUUAUAUGAUUAUCUUGUAUGUGAAACAACAAUAUCAAUAUUUUUCAAUUGUGA
Nilaparvata lugens (brown planthopper) is the source of this 613-nucleotide messenger RNA. RefSeq lists its product as uncharacterized. NCBI's taxonomy places the organism in Eukaryota, Metazoa, Arthropoda, Insecta, Hemiptera, Delphacidae. Bases 246 to 491 code for a protein of 81 amino acids. The transcript has 4 exons. The record is from RefSeq and is a predicted model, not a curated record.